This is a messenger RNA of Solanum lycopersicum (tomato), 2022 nucleotides long. RefSeq names its product zinc finger CCCH domain-containing protein 2. The record is from RefSeq and is a predicted model, not a curated record. Gene Ontology annotation, molecular function: metal ion binding. NCBI's taxonomy places the organism in Eukaryota, Viridiplantae, Streptophyta, Magnoliopsida, Solanales, Solanaceae.
UGUCUUUUCAUACCAAAAAAAAACUAAUAUUGCAUGCAGAAGAAGUAUGUAUGGAGCUGCCACCUAUCUCUCUUUGCAUGUCAAUCCCUAAUGCUAUUCAGCCACGCACUUCCUUGCCCAUCACUCACACCAUCCUCGUCACUCUAAGAAAAUAAUAUGUUUUAUCAAAUAUAUUCAUUUCAUUUUGUUUUUUGUUUACUAUAUAAUCAUCCCUUUGUUCACAUCUUUUUUUCAUGUCCCCCAAUAUUCUCUAAUUCACUUUAUAAACAUUUCUCCAUUUUCAAAUCAUGGAAGGCCUUUGUGCUGAAUUGCACCACCAUAAAUUUCAUCCUUCGCAUCAACUCUACAAGAAAUCUCUUCGUGACAUUGAUAUUCCACCGAGAAAAUUACUAAGCCGUCGUGCUACUCUUUCAUCAAUCGACCAUGUUGUUUCUGAUGUCCAGUUUAUGGACUCGCCAAAGUCUGAAUCAGACGCUCAAUUUCAGAAGUUUUUACCGUACAACAGUUUAGACGAUGAUGACGAUGCUGAUCCGUAUUCAUCUGAUCAUUUUCGUAUGUAUGAGUUUAAAGUAAGGCGGUGUACUCGUAGCCGGAGCCACGAUUGGACGGAUUGUCCUUUUGCUCAUCCGGGAGAGAAGGCGAGACGGAGGGAUCCGAGGAGGUUUCAUUAUUCCGGUACGGUCUGUUCUGAAUUUCGAAAAGGAAAUUGUAGCAGGGGUGAUAAUUGUGAGUUUGCACACGGGGUGUUUGAGUGUUGGCUUCAUCCAACUCGUUAUAGAACUGAAGCAUGCAAAGAUGGGAAAAACUGUAAACGGAAGAUUUGUUUCUUUGCACAUACGCCGAGGCAGCUUCGUGUACUUCCACCUGGUUGUUACGAAAGUGGCUCAUCACCUAAGAAUUUGAAUUCAGAGAAAAAAUACAGAAAUCUGAACCAUUGUUGUGUUUUUUGCCAUUCUGUUUCUGCUUCCCCGACUUCUACUUUAAUCGGUAUGUCACAUAUCUCUCCCCCUAUGUCCCCAUCCCUCUCACCGCCUCUUUCCCCUGCAAAUAGAAACCAGUUUUCUUCUCCCAUCUCGCGUUACAGUGAGCGUUUUGGUAGUGUUGAGGCGUCGUCCUCUGGAAUGUGUCAGCUGGAUCCAUCUGGGCUGAUGAGUUACAAAGAUGCACUUACUGAAUUGGUUAGCUCAUUGGAAGCUAUGAAUGUGAAUCAUGAACCCAAUUCUUCAGCAGCAGCUUCUACUCACUCUCAUUCUGUUAAUUUUGAUGGGAAUUUACCAUGGCUUGAUGUGAAUUUCAACAACAGUAGUUACGAUGAUCAGCAGCAGUUCCUUCUUUCGCCUUCGACUCCAUCUCCAAGUCCAAUUUCUAACUCCAGAACCAAAUUUUACGCAAGGGAAUUUCCAUCUGCUAGCCCUGUUUCGAGCUCGAGGUUGAGCUUUGUAGAAGAACUGAACAAUAACAAUGGUACGAACAGAUUUUACAGUGACAAUGGAUUAAGUGGAGGACCAGAUCUGGGAUGGGUCAAUGACCUACUGACUUGAAAAGGGAAAAAAAAAGUUAUGGAGAGCUCAUGGGCCAUUGAUGGAGCUCGCUUUUUUGUGGUCCUACAAAUUAAACAAUUGUUGAUGAUGACGACAGAGGAAGAAAUUAUUGAGAGAUUCGAGUAAGGAUGAUUUUUGUAUAUACAAGUUUUUAAGUGUAUUGUUUUAAUUUACUAGCUGCUGCUACUGCACCAUCCAUAUAUAAUCAACAAGAACAAAAGAGUGUAUAUAUGAGAUGGAAGAGAUGGAGGAUGACGACGAAGAUGAAGAUGUGUUACUGUUAUUAUUUUUACUAAUUCUGGAAAAGCUUAUUAGAUUUUUCUGUUGCCUUAAUUUUUAAUGAAUGUAAGAUUUCUGGGUCGGGUCUGUUGAUUAUAAAGCUGUAAUUUGCAAUUUCAAUUUCCGUUUUGUUCGUGUGAGUUGAUUAUGAUGUUGUAUUAAUGUUUAAAUUGAACUAAUAUAAUAUGUUGAAUUACAUCUU